UAUGUUUUCAGACAGCCUAUGAAGGAGGCAAACUUGAGCAGUGGACAUCUUUGUGCUUGCUCUCACUCCGCCCAGACUUUUCUGUGAGAACAGGUUGGCACACAGAGUACAGAGAAUAACGCGCAGCUGAGCUGGCAUCAUUACACGUUAGUUCUCUCUGCUCAACGCUUAUGAACAUGCGAGUAUAUUUGGCACUGAUGUUUGCGCUUUCCUUGCCUGGAUAUCUAGAUGCGCUUCAUGGAUUAUACGCCUUCGGUCAGCCCGAGCUUUUCCAGAAGAAGAGCAACUGCAAACCCAUACCUGCAAACCUGCUCCUGUGUCAUGAUAUCGAGUACACGGACAUGCGUCUGCCCAACCUCCUCGGACACGAAACCCUAAACGAGGUUCUGCAGCAGGCAUCUUCCUGGAUCCCUCUGGUGCAGAAGCAGUGUCAUCCGGACACCAAGAAGUUUCUCUGCUCGCUCUUCGCUCCGGUGUGUCUGGAUGAUCUGGACGAACCGAUUCAGCCGUGCAGGUCACUGUGUGAGAGCGUGAAGAGCGGCUGCGCUCCGGUGAUGGCCGCUUUUGGGUUCCCAUGGCCGGACAUGCUGGACUGCCAGCACUUUCCUUUGGAUAAUGACCUGUGCAUACCAACUGGUGGUGGAGAUCCUUUAGUGCCCGUCACUAAAGAAGUUCCAAGGGUGUGUGAUGCCUGCAAAGAAAAGCCUGAUAAUGACCACGAAAUAGUGGACAACCUUUGCAAGAAUGACUUUGCUCUAAAGAUCAAGGUCAAGGAGAUCUCCUACAUGAAUGGAGACACCAAGAUCAUUCCAGAAAGCAAGAGCAAGACCAUCUACAAGUUGAAUGGUGGUGUCACUGAGCGUGACCUCAGAAAGACAGUGCUUUGGCUGAAAGAUGGCCUUCAGUGUGUGUGUGACGAAAUGAAUGACAUCAACGCCGCCUAUCUGGUGAUGGGCCAGAAGAUGGAUGGAAAUUUGGUUAUCACGUCGCUGAAACGCUGGCAAAGGGGUCAACAAGAGUUUAAGAGAAUUUCUCGCAGUAUUCGUAAGCUUCAGUGCUAGGAAUGCUCAUUGAUGUUCUGAGCAAUCAAAUUAUCUUCUGAAAAUUAAGACCUAUAACAAUACCAUAGGUCUAUGUAAAAUUUCAUUCAAAACCUUAAUUACCAUUUUAAGAGCUGGCCAGUAGAGCUCAAGUUUCAGAAUGGCAGAGCUGUCACCCAGGGUAAAUCUCAAAAGGGACGAACCAUAGAUUCAUCACAGUUCCACUUGCCUUUUAUGAUCCCCUCAUGAGUUUGAUUUACUCUACCUGUCAAAUUUAAUCUGAACACAGCUUGCACGCUAGCAUAACCCGUUCUUCUCCUCUUUCACAGUUAACCGUAGUGUCUCAAACCAUAAUACGUACACGAUUUUUUUCUGGCAUAUGCUCUUCCUCUGCUGGCAUAAUUAUGAAACAAAGCUCUGUCAAUUUUCUGAAUGCAAGGUUAUCGUUUGCAACUGGAGUAUGAUAGCAAGUGAAUGUCCAAAACUCACAUCAUACUUACAGUAUACCUACAGGAGACAUUAAAUGAAAUUAAAUUCUAAGUGAGGCUUUGAAAUGGUAGGUGUGAAGAUUUCUGGUAGGCAGAAUAUUAUCCUGAAUUCCAACUCAAAUUAAUUAUGAGUCACGAGUCACAUACAAAUGUUGAUGGUGAACAGAGUGCAUGUCAUUGCACAGGUGCCGAUCUGUUCAAGGGUAGAGGCAUACAGUAGCAGUCUCCAAAGCCAUUCUAUUUGCUAUAGAUCCCACCACCCUGUAACAAAUAAGGUUAAGAAACAUGUUUCUAAGGAAUGCAUGAGAUACAUGGUUUCUAUUCUGCCAACAAAAAAAUAAGUGUGUUUAAAUAAGUAAUUUUGCUAUAAGUACUUUUAUCAGCACAAUGAGAUAGCUGGCUCUAUUCUCAAUGUUUUAAAAAUGAUCCAGUGAAACUAGCCUCUGGAGCAUGAUCAUGUAAGUUAAAGGGAUAGUUCACCCAAAAAUGAAAAUUCUCUCAUCAUUUACUCACCCUCAUGAUAUCCCAGAUGUGUAUGACUUUCUUUCAUCUAAUGAACACAAAUGAAGAUUUGUAGAAAAGUAUCUCAGCUCUGUAGGUCCAUACAAUGCAAGUGAAUGGGUUCCAAAAUUUUGAAGCUCCAAAAAUCACAUAAGUCAGUAUUUAAGUAAUCCAUACGACUCCAGCGGUUAAAUCAAUCUUCAGAAAUGAUAUGAUAGGUGUGGGUGAGAAACAGAUCAAUAUUUAAGUCUUUUUUUACUAUAAUUUAUCCUCCUUGCUCAGUCAAUCUCCACUUUCACAUUCUUCUACUUGUGUUUUUGGUGAUUCACAUUCUUCAUGCAUAUCGCCCCCUACUGGGUGGGAGAAUAUUUUCUGUCAAAAAAGGACUUGAAUAUUGAUCUGUUUCUCACCCACACUUAUCAUAUCACUUUUGAAGACAUUGAUUAAUCCACUGGAGUUUUAUGGAUUACUUUUAUGCUGCCUUUAUGUGCUUUUAGGAGCUUCAAAGAUUUGGCACCUGCUCACUUGCAUUGUAUGGACCUACAGAGCUGAAAUAUUCUUCUAAAAAUAUUUAUUUGAGUUCUGCAGAAGAAAGUAAGUCAUAAACAUCCGGGAUGCCAUGAGGGUGAGUAAAUGAUGAGAGGUUUCAUUUUUGGUUGAACUAUCCCUUUAAUGUGACUGCUUUAACUUCUGCCCAGACUAGAUAAAGAUGUUCAGUAGACCUACAAAUGCAUGUGUUUUUUCUCUGUGUUUUUGACUUCUCUCUACUUGAACCUAAAUACUGCACUGUUCCUGUGUUAUGCUCUUUGAAUUACAAUAAGCAAUUUUAUAUUGUUUUUGUUUAUUUCCUUCCUGUGUCAGUUGUGGUGAUAAUGUUGUACUAAAGGGGUCUAUUUGUUGUUAUGCUCUCAAAGUUGUUAGUUGUGUACUUAUGUUUUUGGCCAAUGAAUACCCAAUAUUAGAGGAAAGUCACAUGCUGGUAAAACCGCAGAGACAUAUUUUUUCCUGUCUUUACUUUUCUGUCUCAGACUGCCCAGAUGUAUGAGCAAUGCUGAUUCAAUUGAAUUUUAUUAUGCAGAGAUUGGUUAGUGAAAAAAAAAAUCUCAUAAUAUCUAAACUUGGUGAUACUCUGUAAAUAUUUAGAUAAGAUUUUUAUUCUUGUACAAAACUUGUAGCAUUAGAUUUUUUUUUUUUUUUUUUCUCACAGUAACAAAAUGUUCAUCGUUAUAUCAGUGUUAAGAGGACUGGUGCAUUUAUUAACAUCCACUGUCAUAUGUAACUUGAUCACUGAUGAUUUGUAUAACUUGAAUUUAGAUAACACACAAAACAAAAAUAACAGCAAAUAAAGAAAAAAUCACAA
Molecule: messenger RNA, 3389 nt
Organism: Myxocyprinus asiaticus (Chinese sucker)
Lineage: Eukaryota; Metazoa; Chordata; Actinopteri; Cypriniformes; Catostomidae
Gene: sfrp2
Product: secreted frizzled-related protein 2
Exons: 3
Coding region: 171-1061 (296 amino acids)
Biological process (GO): negative regulation of canonical Wnt signaling pathway; non-canonical Wnt signaling pathway; canonical Wnt signaling pathway
Molecular function (GO): Wnt-protein binding
Source: RefSeq, a predicted model, not a curated record